UCGUGCGCAAUACGAUAUUCAAGAUGGCUACGAAGAAGACAGAAGAUAUAAAUUUUCAUACGUUCAUCUAAUUACAGAAAUAAUUACUAUCGAGAUUCGGUAAAAUAUAUCGACGUCGUGUGUUUGGCAGAAGGAUAUAAUUUAUUUGUUUUCCAUCGAUCAGUUUUUACGUCGUAUUAAUUAAUAUUUUACAAUUUUCAUAUUUCAACGAGUUCCACGGCUCGUAUUAACGGAGGAAGAAAAAUACUGUGAUCGGAAGAGAGGAUGAUACGCAUAAAUGGAUACGUCGCUGCUUUAUAUAUGGGAUACGAGGACGGAUCGUACGGAGGAUGAAAGUGGAGAUACUUGUAACUGGAAAAUGUCUUAACGGUGGUGUCUCCCUUUGGAAAAAAGUAUCAUUGGAAAAAUUUGGAAGCACACGUGUGGCGAACGAGGAACGUUCGUACGAGAACUACGCUCUUAAAAGCUCCGGGAAAAUUAUCGCGAUCUACCAGUAGGAGGAUCGUGGCGCGAACGUUUAUUUUGCACUUGUCGAACGUAUUACGAUGGACCAUUCCUGGUUCGCGGUGUACCUGACUCUCGGUUGUCUCGUCGUUGGAGUUCUCCCACAGUAUAGAGAGAAAAAUACCAGAGAAGAAAUAGAAGAAAAAGAAGAGGAUGUGGAUAAGCGUCGCGCGCGAUACAAGGAGAAAUUUAAUUCCAAGUUGAAGUCGCGUUUGAAUGUGGAAGUGUGCGCUGCGCGAGGCAAAAAGGAAAUAACGAGGUCGAUCGAGCCAAGUGCUUUUCCACGGCGCGACGUGCGAUGCCUCGAAAGCCCGGUUAUGCCGUUGUUGCACCGAAGGGAUAUAAUAGGCACGGCCGAGAACGACGCGGUUCAAGCUCUCCUGGCCAGAUAUCUGCAGAAACGUCUCCAAGGUACUCAACUCUCGACGCUGCCGCCGCCGGCUGUCCUCUUCAACUCUCGUCAUCAGGCGAAAGUCCGUCAGGCCGCGCAGAAAGGCUCGACGACGAACAACGGCGGCUUAACUCGCAACUCUCAUGCUUCUUCUAACUACAAGGAUAAUAGGAAGCACAGAGAGGACUACGAGGAUGAUUACGUGGACGAUCUUCAAGGGUUCGAGGACAGCGAUAGGAGCAGGACUAGAAUCGAUCUUCUUGCUGACGACUGUCCAAAUUGCGUCGACGAACAAAGCAACAGCUUGAGCGCCUCCAGAUGGACGAUGCCGUUGCUGAAGCUUGGCGAGAAACGUUACUACCUGGGUAUCUUCUUCAAGGCCAACUGGUACAGAGCGUCGCAGUACUGUCGUUAUCACGGUAUGCACCUGGCUAGCAUAGCCUCCCAAGAGGAAAAUGAUAGACUGGAAAAACACAUCAAAGAUUUCGGACUCGGGCACGAACAUUUCUGGACGUCUGGUACGGAUCAGGCGGAAGAGGGGACUUUCUUUUGGAUGGCCAAUGGUCGGCCAAUCACGUUCGAGAACUGGAACGUCGGCGAACCCAACAAUUUCCGAUACGAAAACGGCGAGGAGGAACACUGUUUGGAAUUGUGGAAUAGGGACGGUAAAGGGUUAAAAUGGAACGACAGCCCUUGCAGCUUCGAAACUUUUUUCGUCUGUGAAGUACAGUGACGGGGGAGAGGAGGAGGGAGAGAAAGGGAGAGGGUCGUCGUAACACGAGCGAUACUUACACCCUCGUCCCUAUACACGGACACACAUAUAUGCGCGCACACACAUAGACACAUCUAAAGGGUAAGAAGGACGAGUACACGACAGACGUCGAAAGAGAAAGAGCAAGAAGUCCGUCAGGCAAUUUUCAAACCUCGUUCGAGCCAACCCAGUGCCAAAGGUUUUCCCACGAAUGUAACCCUUCAUCGAUCACUUUGGUUCGUUUACGCUUACGCGACGCGCCGCAUUCGGGUUGGAAGGAGCAGGAGGAGGAGGAGGAGGAGGAUAAGGGGAUGGAUCGAAGUUGUUGGCUACUGGAAUCGAAGAGAACGUACGGAGAAGAAAAGAGUUUCCGAAUUGACCGAAAAACAAAACAAAAAAAAGAAAGAAAGGAGUAUUUUAUCGUCGACGUCACGCAGGAAAGUUUUUACCGUGUAUUUCUGUGUGUGCAUCGAUCUAUGCGCGUGUGAUCUAUGUGCGUGCAACUCGUUGUUUUUUCUCUUCUUUUUUCUUCCUGUUUCUUUUCCUUUCUUCUUUUUCCUCUUUUUUUCUUUCUUUCUUUUUUUUUUUUUCUUUUAAUUUUAAAACGACACGUAACGUUAUUUUAUUGACUCUACUUCUCGUUUGAAGGGACAGCAAAGGGACAUUACCACGCGUCCUCUGUUGAAUUAAGAGAGAGGAAGAAGAAACUGGUGGUACGCGCGCGCCUACGUGCGCGCGAUCGUGCCCGCUCGUCGUUUGAUGUUUUAACGAAUUAUAGAGUUAUAAUUAAAAAGAUUAAUUUAAGCCAGGGAACAUAGUUUCCUGGACAUAAAGCGAUACACGUCUACACGAUAUUAUAUUAUUACACGACUUUUAGAUAUCCUGCAUACCGCUUUUUCCUAUUGUUUUUAAUUAAUUACCGAAUUAGUUAAUUAACGAGAGAUGUUUGAAAGGAUAGAUGGUUGUUCUUUCAGGAAGAGAACGCGCUAGGAAGCGUUGUAUGUACAUAUUAAAUAGAAACGUACGAAUGGAUAGAUACUUGGUUGAAAAA
This is a messenger RNA of Vespula pensylvanica (western yellowjacket), 2697 nucleotides long. Its product is annotated as low affinity immunoglobulin epsilon Fc receptor-like. Gene Ontology annotation, biological process: biological process involved in interspecies interaction between organisms. Gene Ontology annotation, cellular component: external side of plasma membrane. NCBI's taxonomy places the organism in Eukaryota, Metazoa, Arthropoda, Insecta, Hymenoptera, Vespidae. The transcript has 8 exons. Gene Ontology annotation, molecular function: carbohydrate binding. Bases 546 to 1628 code for a protein of 360 amino acids. The record is from RefSeq and is a predicted model, not a curated record.